Molecule: messenger RNA, 5035 nt
Organism: Ylistrum balloti
Lineage: Eukaryota; Metazoa; Mollusca; Bivalvia; Pectinida; Pectinidae
Product: dolichyl-diphosphooligosaccharide--protein glycosyltransferase subunit STT3B-like
Exons: 17
Coding region: 1-2331 (776 amino acids)
Biological process (GO): post-translational protein modification
Cellular component (GO): membrane
Molecular function (GO): dolichyl-diphosphooligosaccharide-protein glycotransferase activity
Source: RefSeq, a predicted model, not a curated record
AUGGCGGACACCGGUGUUAAACCUGACAUCCGCUCAAUAAUGUGGAACCCAGGCGGCUGGCAAAGCCUUUUAACCAUCGUGAUUUUAUCGCUGGCAUGGCUCGUUGGGUUCAGCUCAAGACUUUUUGCUGUCAUUCGUUUUGAGAGCAUCAUCCACGAAUUUGAUCCAUGGUUUAAUUAUCGUUCCACACAUUAUAUGGUUGAAAAUGGCUUCUACAACUUCCUGAACUGGUUUGACGACCGAGCAUGGUAUCCACUUGGCAGAAUUGUUGGGGGCACGGUCUACCCAGGAUUAAUGGUUACCUCAGGAACAAUACACUGGUUCCUAAGAGCCCUCAACAUCCCAGUCCAUAUCCGAGAUAUAUGUGUGUUUUUAGCACCUAUUUUUAGUGGUUUGACAUCAUUAGCUGUUUACUUUUUCACCAAAGAAAUCUGGAACACUGGUGCUGGCCUCUUUGCUGCAUGUUUCAUAGCUAUAGUACCGGGAUAUAUUAGUAGAUCAGUAGCAGGCAGCUAUGACAAUGAGGGGAUUGCCAUUUUUGCAUUAAUGUUCACAUAUUACCUAUGGAUAAAGUCUGUGAAGACUGGAUCUGUGAUGUGGUCAAUAUUGACUGCCCUGUCCUACUUUUACAUGGUGUCAGCCUGGGGAGGCUACGUCUUCAUCAUCAACCUUAUUCCACUUCAUGUGUUUGUGCUCCUGCUGAUGGGCCGAUUCUCGCGGCGUAUCUUCAUUGCAUACACAACGUUUUACAUUGUUGGUCUGCUCCUGUCCAUGCAGAUUCCCUUUGUAGGGUUUCAGCCAAUCAAAACUAGUGAACACAUGGCAUCAGCUGGUGUGUUUGCACUGCUCUAUGCUUAUGCCAUUUUGAAGUACGUCCAGUCUUUCCUUACCAAGGCAGAGUUUAAGCUGUUCUUCUUCCUUUCUGCGACGGCAGCAGCUGGUGUAAUCUUCCUUGCUGUUGUUGGACUCACCUGGGCAGGUUACAUCCACCCCUGGAGUGGCCGAUUCUACUCCUUGUGGGACACUGGUUAUGCCAAGAUCCACAUCCCCAUCAUUGCUUCCGUGUCUGAGCACCAACCCACUACUUGGGUGUCAUUCUUCUUCGAUCUCCAUAUCCUAGCAUGUGCCUUCCCUGUGGGUGUUUGGUACUGUGUUAAACAUGUCAACGAUGAGAGAGUAUUUGUGGUGCUGUAUGCCAUUUUUGCCAGCUACUUUGCUGGUGUGAUGGUGAGACUCAUGCUCACUCUCACCCCCAUUGUGUGUGUCCUUGCUGCCAUUGCCUUCUCCAAAACGUUUGAAAUCUACCUGAAGGAUGAUGUGCCUAAAUCAAGCGUCAAAGAGACAGAGAAGAAAACACUCGAUAAUAAGAAUGAUACAUUAUAUGACAAGGUGGGUAAAACCAAGAAGGUAAAGGAAGAAAAGCCAAAGGACCAGGACGGUCUGGGGAUGAAUGUGAAGACCAUUAUUGUCAUUGCUCUGCUCAUGCUGCUCAUGUUGUUUGCUGUGCACUGUACAUGGGUCACCAGCAGUGCCUAUUCUAGCCCAAGCAUUGUUCUUGCCUCCUACAAUCACGAUGGAAGCAGAACAAUAUUGGACGAUUUCCGUGAGGCUUAUUAUUGGCUACGUCAAAACACCCAUGAUAAAGCCAGAAUUAUGUCCUGGUGGGAUUACGGGUAUCAGAUAGCAGGCAUGGGCAACAGGACAACACUGGUGGAUAAUAACACCUGGAAUAACAGUCACAUAGCAUUGGUAGGGAAAGCUAUGUCCUCUACAGAACCUGAGGCUUACAAGAUAAUGAGAGCGUUAGAUGUUGAUUACGUGCUUGUCAUUUUUGGUGGUGUGAUUGGGUACUCAGGGGAUGAUAUCAAUAAAUUUCUGUGGAUGGUGAGGAUCGCUGAAGGGGAGCACCCCAAAGACAUAAAGGAGUCUGACUACUUCACACCACAAGGGGAGUUUCGUGUAGACUCUGCAGGAUCCAAAGUCUUACUUAACUGCCUCAUGUAUAAGUUGUCAUACUACCGAUUUGGGGAACUCCAGCUUGACUUCAGAAGUCCGGCAGGGUAUGACAGGACAAGGGGAGUUGAGAUUGGUAACAAGAACUUCGAUCUGACACACAUGGAGGAGGCCUAUACCACAGAACACUGGCUCGUUAGAAUCUACAAGGUCAAGGACUUGGAGAAUCGUGAGCGUGUACUCAACCAACGAAUGCCAAAAAUCAAAACAAAUAAGAAAAAACAUUCCAAAAAGACCAGUAAGAGAAGAGCGGGUUUUAUAAAAAACAAGCCGAAGGUGAUAAAGGGCAAGAAACCCAAAUCCAAGGGAAAGAAAUAGGAGGAAACUGUGUUGUGUGUGUGUGUGUGUACAUAAAAAACAAAACACUGACUUUGUAGUUGAUCGUCACUGAAUCAGUGGGAGAAAUCAUAUCGUAAUUAUAUAUUUUCUGUCGGUAAAAUCAUGUGUCAAAGUGUUUUCUGUCACUUUGACAACAAAUUAUCAUUUUACAUGUGUCGUUUGAGAAAAAAAACACGAAUUUAGAUGAGGUCAUGUGACAGGAAAUUUAUGUGGUGUUGGAGGACCUAAUUCACAUGAUGACAAUUGGACAGGCAAGGGAGGUAACUGAUGAGAGGGCUAGGAUUAGCAAACAAAUAAGAAAGAAAAAGCAACUUUUGAGAACUAUUGAAAUGUAGGAGACUGCCAUAUUGUACAGAUGUUGUGUUGUUGAGGUGUGAUGUGAACAUGUCGGUGAAUAGGUGUUUAGCUAUUUAAUUUAGUUUAUGUUGUUAUACUUAGUGCAGAUGUUCUAGUAUUUAAUGCACAAUCAUACAUAUAAUAUAUUGAUUUGAAAGUAAAUCAAGUAAAAGGAUAGAUAUUUUGAUGAAAUACCUGGCAGUUUAUUUAUUUGUUUGUUAAAGCUGAUUUAAGUAACAGAUUGCUCAUAAAAUGUAAUUAUGGGUAAUAAUGAAAUAUUUCUGACCUGGAGGACCUGCCAGUCAACUACUAGCUAUCCAUUUCGUUUGAUACAAGCAUCAUGUUUAAGAUUACAGACACAUGAGGACUUGGGAUUGCAGUUGUUAGCAUACAGGACUGUAGAGAAGCUGCAGUUAUCCUGCUAUAAUUGUACAACAUAUAAAUGGUAAUUCCUGCUGUUGUUUUUGGGAAAGUAGCUUUUGCCAUCAACAUAGGUGUGUAUGGUAAAGGUCAUUUGUAUGUAAGUUUUAUUUCUACAAUUAGAGUGUACACCACUGCCUGUCCUGUAGACAUAGAAAAACACUUAGGGAUUCAUUUUCCAUUUGCAUUCCUUAAUAUGUAUCAUCCAAACCUGAACUCUCCAUUGUGUAAUGGUUUUAUAAAGUAAACCCACCAAAAAGUAUCCUUUCCUAGUAGAAGAGAGGUACUCUACCUACACUCGAGUGCUCUAAAUGUUGCUAAUUGUGCACACUUGUGUAUAAUGUGGAGAUUGUUUUUUGUGGGCAAAUAUAGCUCGAAAAAAAAAAAAAGAAAAAAAGGUCAAAUUUACUACUCACAUAUUUAGUCACAUCAGAGUUCAGAUGUGACUCUAAAUACACAGAUUCUGUAGAUAGUAUAUGUAGGUUCUGAAAUCCUGUCUAGAAGAACUUCUUGGUUGGAGAAAACUUGUGUGCAUGUAUGAAAUUGGUGCAAUGAAAAAAAAAUAAGUGCAGCAAACCUUACCUUAUUUUCUAGUCAGUAAACCUCUCUGUAGGAUAUCCUCUGUACGUUUCUUUCAUUUAAGUUACACACGACCAAAACAAUUUCACUUCUCCACAUAUACAUUAGGUAAUAAAGUCUUGUUGAUUCAGACUGUGAGUGUGUGUAUUGAGACAAACAGAUGGUCAUUCUGUCCUCCAAAACACUGAAUAUUAGCAUUAAUAGCAAGGAGGAACUGGUGACUAGUUAGUGGCCUAACCAAGUUAAUGCUGAAAUGAACAGUGAUUAGUUAGUGGCCUAACUAGGUUAAUGCUGAAAUUAAGUGAUUAGUUAGUGGCCUAACCAAGUUAAUGCUGAAAUGAACAGUGAUUAGUUAGUGGCCUAACUAGGUUAAUGCUGAAAUUAACAGCAAUAAAUUAGUGGCCUAACCAGGUUAAUGCUGAAAUUAAGUGAUUAGUUAGUGGCCUAACCAGGUUAAUGCUGAAAUUAAGUGAUUAGUUAGUGGCCUAACCAGGUUAAUGCUGAAAUUAACAGCAAUUAGUUAGUGGCCUAACCAGGUUAAUGCUGAAAUUAAUAGCAAUUAGUUAGUGGCCUAACCAGGUUAAUGCUUACUGGAUUGACAAGGUUCAUCUGUAAGAUAGGAUACAUUUAUAAGGUCAUUAACCAGAAUUCUGGAAAAAAAGAAAAAUUGCAUUUAUAUUUGUCAUUCAUGUUCAUGUCCAUCAUUAUGAUGAAUUGAAACUAGUAUGGGCUGUAUGGUGUAACUUAUAUUUAGUUCAUUUAACAAAAAGUACCAAUGAAAUGAUGUAGUGGUGCAGUGUCAGUCGUCCAUCUGGCAUUUUCAAAAAUCUACUUCUCAAGAUUGAUACAACUUGGAUUAACAAGCUAGUUUAAAACUUAAAACAUCUGUAGCUCCUAAAAAAUGGUAACAGUUUGGAUGAUAAAAUAUUUCAUUAAAAAAAUUACAUUAAACUAACAUCAUAGAUUACAGGUGAGUUAUACAGGUCAUUUGGACAACUUGUAAAAGUAACCAAAAAUGUUUUCAUUGUUUAAGUAUUUGUUGCCUACUUGGAUAUAUAUUUGAAUUAUUUGCUAUUUUUUUCAGAUUUUUUUAUAUAUGAUUCAAAAUAUGUUGCCUCUAAGAUUGCACUAAAAUUCUCCUGGCAAAUCUUGAUAAAGUUUGGUAGUAACUAAUAUUGAUGAGUGAGGAGACAUUGAUGAGUGCUUUAUAAAUUUUAUGAUUGGAUGUUUGGUAAGUAAUGUGAGAUUGUUUUAAAGGCAUGUUAAAAUCACGGUUUAUACAUGUACUAAAUUUAUUUCUAUGUUGAAAAGUUCAAUAGACAUCAAUAAAUGAAUUGUAAAAAAUGUC